CGAAGUCUCUCGACGUCUCCGCGGCCAUGCGUCGCACGUAGAACGGGUACAAUAGAGCGGAAAAUCCCCGGAACCGCGAAAAUUUCCACACCGGUAGGAAAACUCGAGCGAGUUUUCCGGCGAUCGCGCGAGUGUUUGUUGGUGCGUGCGAGUGUCGGUUUGAGUGCGGAAAAUAUGCGGUAAAUGGCGUACAAGUAUCGCGAGGAGAUCGUGGGCAAGAGGUUCCUGUCGUUGAGCGGCGGCGGCGGCGGCGGCGGCGGCGGCGGCGACGAGGGGACGGCGACCGGGAGGAUCGGAGAUUGGGGCUGGAGGAGCGGCGUCGUGCGCGCCGCGACGCACCGGGACGUCGCCGACUGCGAUUUGCAGGUGCUGGUCGAGUACGAUGACUCGGAAUGGCAGCGACGCGAGUGGCUCAGCGUGCAUCAGAAAGACGGCCUAUUUCGCCUGUUUAUGGUGGAGCGCGGGCUGGUGUGGGCGCGUCGCGAGGACCCCUUCAGUACCGCCCGCGAGACGGUACUUUGGCCCGCUCUGACUUUUUCCUCGUUGGUAUCGAAGUUGGACCUGCCCGGUGAUCUCCAGCCCGUGGAGUUUCUGGUGGAUAGGACGUUGGCCUUCGAGGAUUACGCCCGAUUGAAGCCCUAUCAGAAGUGGGACGCCGCGUUGCCGGGCUUGAGGGCCUAUCCCGAAGUCGAGGCGGCGGUGAAACGUUGGACGGAACUGCAGGACGGCCAGAGCAUCCUGCUGACGACGCCGAGCGUCCUCUUGGGCUACAGGGUGGAGGUGUACCGGGCCGAGGGCACCACGCAAUGGUAUACGGCUGUGAUAAUCGGCUACAACGAAGCUACUAGGAAUCGCUUCGUCAGAGGAUCGCCGAGCGGCAUCGAUUCGAGACGGUACGGUUGCAGAACGACCGGGAUAACUCCCGAUACUCCUGAUAAAGGUAACAACAAUCAUCCAUCUUUAUUAUCUUAA
This is a messenger RNA of Phyllotreta striolata, 972 nucleotides long. The record is from the annotation of a GenBank genome assembly. Lineage: Eukaryota; Metazoa; Arthropoda; Insecta; Coleoptera; Chrysomelidae.